AUGGUUAGACACUGUAUAGCCUUUGGCUGUACGAGCCGAAGUUCAAAAGAAGAUUGUUGUGGCCUCUCAUGGCAUUCGUUGCCGCUAUCAAACAAAGGUCAUCUCCAGAAAUGGCUGGUAAAAAUCGGAAGGGAGAACACUCCUUUAAACAAAAAUUCCUAUCUAUGUAGCAAGAAUUUUGAGCCUGAGUGCUUUGUAAAGUCCCUAGGAGGACAGCGAAUGCGACUCAAACCGGACGCUAUACCUACGAAGUUUAUUUUCUCCGCUGAAAAGCCACGGAGGAAAAUACCUCAUGAUCGACAAGCAGCAACAACAACAACAAAGAGGAUAAGUGAGACUGAGAGAUGUCUCAAGGUGAGUAAGGAUACGACUGUGGACAUCAAUGUCAUUGAUGAGCAACUGAAGAGCAUCGAAAACACAGAUCCAAUCAUGUUCAAAGAUCCUCUCGAAUCCACAGAAUCAGGAAGACCACUGCUUGUAACAGCUGUGGUGGUACUAGUGGUUUUGCUCGCUUCGUUCACUUCUUUACAUGUGCUGCCACUUUUCAAGAAAAUCGUCAUCCCAUUAAGAUUCUUGACCGACUUUUAUUCAGUGAGACACGCGAACGAAAGCUUUGAGAAUGAUACCCGCGACGGAUUACUUGUGACAUUCGAAGAUGGUUUGUGGACUCGGCCGUAUUUCGAUUGUUUCGGUGGCAAAGCGUGGAUGGUAUUCUAUCUUGCUCCAGUUCUAAACGAAAGCAGCGAAUUUUUAGAUACAAUAAGCGUGGAUAUUUCGCUUGAAGAUGUCGAUAUCGACCAGUGCGAUGCCCAGGACUCUGCUGAACAACAAAGUGUAGAAGAAACUGGUGACAAACCCAAACCAAACCGCUUAAGCACAUUCAUGGGAACUCACAGGUGUAAAAAGAGCACAAAGUGUGUACCAGUCCCUUUCCAAGGAUUCAAACGCAGCAGCUAUCGCUGUACCUGCAAACGAGGCUACUUCUUUCCACACCCCACAGCAACUCAAAAAUACUUUAUUGGGCAGCUCCUGGAAGAAGAAUACGACAAAAUGCUGAGAGGCGAAUCUAACCUGUACGAGGACCACUUUGAGUGUCUCGCGUGUAGUGAAGGCUGUGAAGAAUGUGUAGAUGGCAGCGCUUGCGUGUAUGAUGUAUAUACAAAGCUGAGAUAUUCCCUCCUUGUAAUGAACUGUCUAGUUGUCGUCAUUUCUCUGGUCUUCGCAGCAAUGGUGUACAAACAUUGGCAGAAUAAGAUAUUUAAAGCGUCAAGUCCUCGUUUUCUCGAAAUCAUUAUCUGCGGAGCAGUAAUGAUGUAUGUUGAGCUCAUCGUAUCGUUCCCUACACCUUCCAAAGUGCGCUGUACCUUGUCACCUUGGUUACAUCACCUAGGUUUCGCCUUUGUGUAUGGUUCUCUGGCUCUGAAGACAUGGAGAGUGGUGUUAAUUUUCCGCGUGCGCUCCGCUCGUAAGGUGGCCAUAACAGACAGUGUGUUGCUACGGAGACUGUCAGUUAUUGUAUUGCUGUAUACAAGUUAUUUAACCGUUUGGAUGGUGAUACAGCCUCCUUCCGUUGACUCAAAAGUAUUACCGCUGAUAAACUCAAAUACGACAGAUGCUCGACAAGCUGGUUCUGACUUCGUGGUCCUUGCUUGGGGAACGUGGCUCAGUUUCAAAGUGAGAAAAGUGCCACAAGUCUACAAUGAAAGUAAAUUUAUCGGCUAUGCCAUAUACAACGCUACGUUUAUAAUCUGCUUCAUCAACGUGCUAAGUGCUGUGCUAAGUAACGGCUCGUCUCCCAACGUGAUGUACGCCAUGGAGUUUGCCAACAUCCACAUUAGCGCUUCGGUCACGCUGAUGCUGUUGUUUUCCCACAAGAUUGUUUUAGCUUUGGCCUUGCGAAGUAACAGCCGCCGCACCUCGCCUCAGAAGAAUAUGUUAUCAGUUAAUUCCAGCGAAGAAACUUUCGCUAAGGAACUUGACGCAACCACACUCAGUGGGGAGACCGACGAACUCAGGGUUUUCGUCGCUCUUUCUUUCUUUGUACAUUUGUUCGAUUACUUCUUUAAUAAUUUUUAGAUCUUG
Molecule: messenger RNA, 2082 nt
Organism: Stylophora pistillata
Lineage: Eukaryota; Metazoa; Cnidaria; Anthozoa; Scleractinia; Pocilloporidae
Product: putative G protein-coupled receptor CG31760
Biological process (GO): G protein-coupled receptor signaling pathway
Cellular component (GO): membrane
Molecular function (GO): G protein-coupled receptor activity
Source: RefSeq, a predicted model, not a curated record